Messenger RNA from Osmia lignaria (orchard mason bee), 5075 nucleotides. RefSeq lists its product as uncharacterized. Gene Ontology annotation, biological process: positive regulation of DNA-templated transcription; negative regulation of DNA-templated transcription. The record is from RefSeq and is a predicted model, not a curated record. Gene Ontology annotation, cellular component: nucleoplasm. Gene Ontology annotation, molecular function: zinc ion binding; nucleic acid binding. Lineage: Eukaryota; Metazoa; Arthropoda; Insecta; Hymenoptera; Megachilidae.
ACCGAUGGUCGUAGUCGGCUUCUUCUAUUCGUUUUUGGAGCUGCGUAAUGUCGUGUCGAUUGAAUGACUUUGGCACUAAGUAAAGCCGAUUACUAUCAUUAUUUUGUAUCAGUACUUAUUCAAAACGGAGUACAAGAAUUACAAAACAUUCGUUGACGAAGAGUCGAAUUAUAGAAAAAUGGAGCAAGAUUCGAGACGUAAAGGACCAAGAAGCCCUAGUGCAGAUUCAGAAGAUUCAUCUCAUAGAAGAAGAUCAAGAAAGUACGAUAGAUCUCCUUCUCCAAGAAGAAGUAGAUAUCGCCGAUCUCGUUCUCGGGAUAGAAGAUCGCGUUCAAGUUCAAGGGAUCGAAGAAGAAAAGAGUCCAGUCGUUCGCAACAAGAAUGGAAACAAUCGGCAUCUCAGACUCAGACUUCUACCCCGAACCCAGCCAAUCCUGGUGGCUACGUGCCACCAGUUCAUAAUCAGUAUCAGGCACCUCCGCCUCCAAAUACCAGUCAACCGCCGCCACCUUUAUCGGCUUAUAACCAGGGGUACAGUACCUACAACUACAACUAUGGACAAGGCUAUGACUAUAGUUACCAGCAACCUACUAGUUACCGCAGUGAUUAUCCACCACCGAACUGGCAAGGGAACCAGGUAUCUUAUAAUAAUCAGCAGCCACCACCACCGCCUACGUUAACAUCCCAACAAGAAUCGUCAAGACCAGUGGACAGUGGUUCUUCUGGAUUGGUAUCGUCUUUGGCAAGACCGGAGGAUGCCAGGAAAGAAGCAGCAAUCGCAGCUGAAGUAAAACAGCAGAAAGCAACGCUGGCUAAACAACGCGAAGAAUAUGUUAAGAAAUCUGCUACGUUGCAACGUGAGCUGGAAAUUUUACGUCAACAGUGCGAUGAAAUUGGUAAAGAGGGUGGACGGGAAAAUAAUCGCAUCAUUAAAGAAAAUCAGAAGUUGCAGAUUGAAAUACAAAACAAAAUGAAGUCGAUACACAACGUUAUCGACAUGCUUACCGGAAUUAUAGGAGACAAAGCUACGGUAGACGAUCUUAAAAGCAAGUUUAAAUUAGAAAUUAACAAACGUUCACGAAGUCCUAAAGAAGAUUUUCCGAAAGGAAAAUCAGAGUCACCUGAUAGAUCGUCGGCAUCCGAUUCUGACAAGGAGUCCAAAAUUGAACGUGAGACGAAAGAGCGAAGGUCUCCUGAAGAUUCAAAACCAAUGUACAAUUUCGUACAUUAUGAUCCAGAAAUGCACUGGUGUAAAGUCUGCGAUAUAUUUCCUAAAACGGCAAAGGAAUAUUUGAAUCAUCUGCAUAGCAAUGAGCACAAAGAAGCAUGUUUAGAACGCAAGAUAGUUGAUAUGCCAUGGCAUGAGCGGAAUGGAGAGGGAACGGAAAAGGAAGUGCCCUAUUAUCCUGGACUGCCAACGAAAAGAACACCAAUUAAAGGUUUGCAGUUCUUCAGUGCUGCGACGGCAUGGUAUUGUAAACUUUGCGAUUCCUGGAUCGGCGAUCUCCAUUGCGCGAGUUUGCAUUUGAAAUCCAAACAGCAUUCAGAGAAUUAUUCUCGUUUUGUAGACCAGAAUCCUCAUUGGGAAACCGAUUGGAUGGCAGAUCGCGAGAAAGCUUUCUCCGAGGAGAAACACAAACAGAUCCAAAUGGAACUGCAGAAACAUAAAGAGGACGAUCCUCCGCCGAAGAAGAAGUCGAAGAAAAGCAAAAAGAAGUCGAAGAAAUCUAAGAAACGAAGGAACAGAAGCAGCGGUAGCGAUAGUUCCAGCGAAUCAGAAAAUUCCGACACCGAUUCUGAUCAGGACAUGUCCAAGAGUAUUCGUGUUGCUAUGCGUAAUAAAAUGAAAGCAUCGACUCAAGCGAUCCUCAACGAGGAAAUAGACUAUCAUCGAAUAAAACUGAAAGGUCAUUGGUCGAAAAUGGCACAGCAUUUGAAUCAGCCACCAACUCCGGAACCGCAAUCGGUAGAAACCGACGAGAGGCAAUUGUUAAAUUCGAUCAGAGAUAAACUGAAGGCUAAACAAGAAGAGGAGAUGAAAUCAAUCAGUAAUCGAAGAUUGAGCCAAGAGAAAACAAUUGAAGAGGAAGAAGAGGAGGAGGAAGAGGAAGAGGAAGAAGAACCAGAGCAAACCUCUUUCUCGAACAAAGUUAAAGCAGAGAGUUUAGAAGCUUGGGGGCCAAAAGAACCACCUAAGCCUUUUUGGAUAAAAAAGGAAGAAGAAAAGCCGCAACCAAUCGCUAAUAAACCAAUCGAACUACCGAAGCCGGAAGAAAUGCCAAAACCACACAUGGGAUUUUGGACGAAACAGCAGGUCAACAUGACCGUUAAGCCGCCCGAAAGUUGCAAAUCGAUGGAGAAAGAAGAUGAGAGAGAACGCGAGAGUGAAAGAUACAAGGACGAUCGCGAUAGAAAGUACGAGAGACGGGAGGAUAAAUACGAACGUUAUAACAGAUACGAAAGAAGACGUGGCCGGGACAGAGACAGGGAUCGAGACAGAGAUAGGGACAGGGACAGGGAUAGGGACAGAGAUCGUGACAGGGAAAGGGAGAGGGAUUACUAUGAUGAUCGAAGGAAACGAGACAGUAAUGAUUCUCCGCGACGAGAAAGAAGUUGGCGCGACAGUCCAAAAAGAAAUUACGAUAAAUACGGCAAAGAUAGAAGAGAUGACAAUUCGUCCAACGACGAGUCGAAAUUUGAAAAGAAAACAAACGAGUCCGCGUCCAAGUCCAAGAAGGGUAGUAUGCCUAGUAAAAAGUCAGCACCUCAGGUAUCUAAAGGCAAGUUACCCUUUAUUGGUAGAUUACCGUUGUUCAAGAAAAAAACAGAAGAGCCGAAGUUGCCUGAAAAGGAUAUCACCCCUCUCCCGUACCAGCAAAGUAAAUUCGAGGAUACACCAAAAGUUCCCAAUGAAAUCAUCAAUCCCCCAGGUGUGGUUCAUAUCACUAAACUUGCUACUCCGCUUAAUCUUGGUAAUAACAGCAACAGUAAUAACAAUAGCGCCGCUAACAGUAGUAACACCAGCAUUCCACCUGUUCAAAACAAUAAAAAUCAGUCGAUGAAGAUAUUAGUAGCUCCGCCACCGCCAGUAUUGAACGAAACAAAACCGACGCAACAAGUAGUUGAUAUGGAAAUCGAAGAUCAAACCGAGGAGACGGUGAUAGAGGAGCCGAUAAUAGAACAGCAAAAGCAGGGUGUAUCUAAAUUACCUUUGCCUCCUCAUCCUCCACCACCGUUAAACAGACCACCGCCAUCUUUCUCGGCUCAACCGUCGCAGCAACAGCAAUCCCCGCAACAAUCUGUCCAAACCAGACCACAAUUCCCUACAAACCGACCACCGCCACCGUUCUUGUCUAAUCCACCACCGUUCGUUCAAAGUCAGCCACGAUUCUCUCCUCAUCAACCGGUACGUCCACCAGUACAGACUCAUCCUCCUUAUAUGACAAACCCUCCGCCCCAAAUGCCCACCGUUCCUCCUUUCGUUCAGAAUCAUCAGAAUCCACCACCGCCUCCGUUACCAACCGUCGAAGGCGCGACAGCGGAUAUCGCUGAGAUACCAGAACCUACCGAGAAACGAACCGAUCCCAGCAUUCCUUUGCCCGAUGACCUGCAAGAAGCUCUGAACAUUAUUUUCCCCAAAGAAGAAACGGAAACUAAGCAGCAAAACAGCCAAGAAACAAAUAUCAUGUAUUCGUCUAUGUAUAGUAUGUUAGGCUGCGUUGGUUACGGGCCAGAAUAUAUGGAUCAACCACCACCUGAGAUCACGCAAGCUGAAAGCGAGGUGGAUACUCAACCUGGACCAGAUGAUUUAAAGAUGUUAGGUAUUGACGAAGGAGAUACAAUCCUGUAAAAUUUUUUUAUAGAAUCACUUAUGUUGACUAAAAUUGUCCCUUUUGAUAAGAUUCAAGUGUAUAUCUUAAUCUCGUUUGUUUAACCCUUCCUUCGAAGUGAUUGUUGUUCAUAAAGGUUGGUCAAUCGCAAAUCGACGAUACAUAUGUAUUUCUCGAUGUACAAUUAAUUCGUAUAGUAUACAUGUUUGAAUUUAUGUAAAUUAAUGAUAAUUAUAGAAACUAGUAUUUGAAAUAGGAAAUAGUAAAUGUUUCUCUUUACGUUUAUUGAAAACUAAUCGAUUGAUGCUAUAGAGUUGAGUGAAAAAGAAGGUUGCAAAAGAAUCUUAUAAAAUAUUUGCUAUUUUUUAUUGGACAUACUGUUUUUGCGUCAGUUUAAUUGGAAAAAUAUAGAAGGAUAUUUUUAAGAAUGCGCUGCAACUUGAACAUCUUAAUGUUGAUGCAGUUAUUUUCUAUUGUACAUUCAUAGUUGAAAUUUAAAUUUUUACUAAAAUAUGGAAUUUCGAUUGAUGAACUGUGUAUAUGGGUAUUAUAAUUUCAAACAUUGUACUUUAGAUAUGUAACAGAAGCUUUAGUUUUCAUAAUACAUUUACUUUAAACGUCGAUAUGAACACGAUAUAUAAACACAAUGUUUUAUCAAAUUUCUAACUGUAAAUUUGAUUUAUUAAAAUUAUUACAUUAAUAAAUGACGGAAUCGUGUAAAAUGAGAUUUAAUAUUAUGAAGGAUGAAGGAACAAAUAACAGAACAACUUUAUGCAUUGUUCAACUCUAUUUGAUUUCUUUAUUGGAUUUUUCAGUUUUGGAAAACUGUUUUACAGAACCUUUUAAAUACUAUAUCACAUAAUUUCACCCCGAAAGCGCAUAGUUAUUUAUAAUAAACCAGGAUAUUUGUUUUCUUCGAAGUUACUAAAUACACGAUAAAUGUCAAUAUUGCAUGGCACUGUGUAUAACGUGAAUUUUUCUUUAGAUAGUAGUAAUAUGCUCAAUGUUCUUAAAUAGUAUUGUCGUGAUAUUCGAAUAUUAUAUAAUUUAACAAUUAUCUUGUUCUACGUUAAAAUAAAAUGAGCCAUAAGAAACUUUUAAAUUACUAAAGUAUUCUACGUAUUUAUGCAUAGAACGUCAAUCGUGGAAGCAACACGUGCACGUGGAAUGAUAUUUUAUGGAAUGAAUUAUAAUUUAAAUAUUAAAAGUUUAAGCCGAAAUCUAAUUGAUUCUGUGAGUGGCAAA